Molecule: messenger RNA, 483 nt
Organism: Rhizophagus irregularis DAOM 181602=DAOM 197198
Lineage: Eukaryota; Fungi; Glomeromycota; Glomeromycetes; Glomerales; Glomeraceae
Source: RefSeq, a predicted model, not a curated record
AUGCAAUACUAUUCUUGGGCUGGUGAUGAAGAAGCCUUACCUUGUGAAAAGUGUGAUAACUGUUUACAUCGUCAAAGUCAUUGUCCUAUAAUUCAAGAUGCACGCCAAGAUGCUUUGUACAUGUUGCGAGUGAUUGAUGCAGUUACAAAUUAUAUGAAAAACAAUAACGAGAACACAACCCGUGAUGAUAUUGUUCAAGUUUUUUGCAGGUCAAAAAACGCGUCAGUUAUAAAAAAAAAUUUAAACCAUUUAGAUAUUUAUAAAGAAAAUUAUAACCGUAUUCUUAAAAGACAAGAAGAAGUUGCAUACUUGCUUGAAGAUCUUGUAAUUCGUGACUUGGUCGAAGUCAAAUUCAAGCUUAGUAAGCCAACUCCUACUUCCCAAAUAACCUGUAAUCUUAUUUACAUAGGUGUAACUGAAAAUGCUGUUGAAAGGGCAAGUAUAGGAAGUUGGAUUUAUAGUGUUAGAAGUCGUCAAAAAUAA